Colletotrichum scovillei is the source of this 2938-nucleotide messenger RNA. RefSeq names its product glycolate oxidase. The coding region runs from base 943 to 2727 and encodes 594 amino acids. Gene Ontology annotation, molecular function: FAD binding; D-lactate dehydrogenase (NAD+) activity; D-lactate dehydrogenase (cytochrome) activity. The transcript has 5 exons. Gene Ontology annotation, biological process: lactate catabolic process. Lineage: Eukaryota; Fungi; Ascomycota; Sordariomycetes; Glomerellales; Glomerellaceae. Gene Ontology annotation, cellular component: mitochondrion. The record is from RefSeq and is a predicted model, not a curated record.
CCAGUCCUCUUUGUUGUGUCUUUACGGAGUAGUAGCAACAUGGCAAAUCCAAGCUCGCCGCUCCACAUGGAAAGCUUGCCUGGACCAGUGCUAGUGAAGCGAGGUAUUGCAAAGUACCCCAUCGUGGAAAAGUCCAGAGUCUCACCCCCGCUGACAACUCAGGGCUACCACCUUUGCUCACUAGCUAACCAUGCUUUCGUCUUCUUAGCCCGCCGGCUCUUGACUUCUUGACUUUUUGGGCCUGUAUUCCCCUUCUCCAGUGUCUUUAUUGGUUGCAACCACGUCGUCUCUGCACCCACUCCAUCUGCCUGGUCUGCACCUUGUUCCCAAUGUGGGAUGCGAUACGCCCAGGUACUUGACGUCUGGGUCAUGCUCUCAACUUCUUCCACAAAAAAAGAGCAGAGGCAUCGUUGUUAAAGGCGAAGGGCCCCGUUGUCAUCCACCAUACCCACUUGCCCCAACACUCAGCUUCUUAGCUUGCUUUGUGGGCGAUUGCGACAUUGCCCGUUGAUUGGGAUAUGUGGUCGACGAUUUCGCUCGCUUGCUGAAUAUAAACACAUCGUCUUCCUCUUCUUGCCGGAUUCACCGUUCCGACUUUGGCUGCUACGGACUCGUUUUCGCGCUAUACCUGGACGCUUUUGGCAAAGGUCCAUUCGGUAGAUCUCUGUAUUGUCAUCAUUUGACAACUGAUAUCUGGUCGAAUUUCACAUCGUCCUAUACUCCGGACAUCAGGAAACCCUUUUCACAAUCCACAGUUCGAUUCGAAGUUCCUGGCACAAAAUCAGAAGUAGCGCAGGCCCAUAUCAACCUCGAACGCCGACGCAAGCCAUCUCGCCGACGCAACCCACCACUAAACCCUGUCCAUUCCAGCAUCUUACCCUGGUCGACCUCUUGGCCAAUAACAGACUUUCUCUUCGAGGAAUCCGAUUUGCGUCCGUGUAGAUGGCUCUCAUCCCCUGCAUGUCGGCCAAACUCUCUGCGAGGCCCCUCCUGAGCCAUGGCUUGAGGGGCCGACUCGCUGGGCCCGCUCUCCGUGCCGGUCGGAGCUUUUCGACCACGACCACCCGGCAAAGCAGCCCCCGGGCUAGCUCCGAAGGUUCGGCCAACACCUCGCAAAGUGGUUGGCAUGGUAAUUCAGUCUGGGCUGUUGCUUUAGCCGCCGGUGCCGUUGGCUGGGGUCUUGCUAGUUCGACAAAGGGCAAUUCUGCCACCGCUGGCUUUCUUCCUCUCGGUAGCAGCCUGCUUUCUACAGAUGGUCUGUCUCGCCCUGUGACGUAUGCAAGCAUGGCCGAAAUGGAGCAGGCCUUGAAGGAGAUUCGAAAGGAGCUGGGUGGCGAGGAUAUUAUUUCCACGGACCCCGACGACUUGCAUGCUCAUGGGUAUUCUGAAUGGUCCUCGACCAAUCCGGAUGGCCUUCCCGUUGCUGUUGCAUACCCGCGAUCAACAGAGCAGGUGGCGACGAUCGCACGAGUAUGCUUCAAGUAUAACGUCCCCAUCAUUCCUUACUCGGGUGGUUCCAGUCUGGAAGGAAACUUCUCGGCACCGUACGGAGGAAUCAGCGUCGACUUUGCCUUUAUGGACCAGAUUCUCUCCUUCAAUAAGGAUGAUAUGGACAUUGUUGUUCAGCCGAGUAUCGGAUGGCAAGACUUGAACGAAAAAUUGGCAAAAAUGGAGAGCGGACUCUUCUUCCCUAUCGACCCUGGCCCAAGCGCAAAGAUUGGCGGAAUGAUCGGUACAAACUGCUCGGGAACCAACGCCGUUAGAUACGGAACCAUGAAGGAUUGGGUGAUCAACCUUACGGUUGUUUUGGCAGACGGAACUGUGGUCAAGACUCGGAGACGGCCAAGGAAGUCUUCCGCCGGCUACAACCUGAAUGGACUGUUCGUAGGAUCUGAGGGAACACUAGGCCUUGUAACUGAAGCAACCCUGAAGCUCACUGUUGUGCCCGAAGACUUCUCGGUCGCUGUUGUUACAUUCCCGAGUAUCAGAAACGCUGCUGCGGCUGCAGCCGAAGUUAUGCGCAAUGGUAUUCCUGUGGCUGCGAUGGAAAUCAUGGACGAGGUCCAGAUGAAGGUCGUCAACUUGGGUGGCGCAACAGCGCCUCGCGUUUGGCAGGAACUCCCGACCCUGUUCUUCAAGUUCUCCGGUACCAAAGCCGGUGUUAAGGAGAACAUUGGUCUCGUUCAGAAGAUCACCAAGAAUCACAAGGGCGGUAACUUCGAGUUCGCAAAGGACGCGCUCGAGCAGAAGUUGCUAUGGUCUGCCCGUAAAGAAUCACUGUGGUCAAUGCUGGCCCUUCGUAAGGACGGUGAAGAAGUUUGGAGUACGGAUGUCGCUGUCCCCUUCAGCCGUCUGGCCGACCUCAUCGAGAUCAGCAAGAAGGAGAUGGACGACAUGGGAUUGUUUGCAAGUAUUCUUGGCCACAUCGGCGACGGUAACUUCCACGAAAGUAUCAUUUACAACCGGACGAUCCCCGAAGAGCGAGAGAAGGUCGAGAAGUGUGUCCACAACAUGGUCAAGCGAGCAAUAGAUAUGGAUGGAACGUGUACGGGCGAGCAUUCGAUCGGUUGGGGCAAGAAAGAGUCUCUGCUUCUUGAAGUCGGCUCCGACACCCUCGACGUAAUGAAGUCGAUCAAGCGUGCGCUCGAUCCGAAAUGGAUCAUGAACCCUGGAAAAAUAAUGGACAUUCCCGAGGGCUCAAGGACGAACCAGGGUUCCUCGGUAUAGCCAUGAGGCCCGUUGAUAUGAGAUGUCACCAAGAGCAAUUGCUAUCGCCGAAGCUUGAGGUUGGGCUUAUGGGGACUGCUCUCUGAUCUGCUGCCUAAAAUAUGUUACUUAGGUGCCUGAAACGACCAGAAAGGGGACUAUACCAGGGACAAGAUCGCAAAAGUUCUAGGGAGGCAUGCCGUUAUUUUGCUUGAUGAACACUGAAUGCCAC